Schistosoma margrebowiei is the source of this 4139-nucleotide messenger RNA. Lineage: Eukaryota; Metazoa; Platyhelminthes; Trematoda; Strigeidida; Schistosomatidae. The record is from the annotation of a GenBank genome assembly.
AAAAUUUUAUAGGAAAUAUGUUAUGAAUGUAUAUUUAUAGAUCACACUUUUGAAGGUUUCAAUGAUGGAAAUUUUAUAAUAAUGAAGUUAUACAAAAGUAUUUAUUAACAAUUGCAUUAAAUGUAAUUACUUCAACAACAACAACAACAACAAGAACGACAACGUCAACAAAAGUACAAAUAUUCAUUUUCUUACUUUAUUGAAAGGAUCAUUACAAGGGGAUAUAAUAUUUAGUAAUUGAAUGUUUUAAUUUACAAAAAUUGAAUGAAAUAGUCAGGAUCUAUUUAAUUUUUUUUUCUUUGUUGUUGUGAUAAAUUUGUUUCAAAAUACACUUAACAAAUAUUCUCAUAGAAGAGUCAUUUCAAUUGUUGAUAGAAUGAUUAAAUAAUCGACUAGAUUAAAAUGAAACUCUAGAUUAAAUUAGUAUGAUAUUAUAAGCAGAGAUGGAUAGUGGCUAGCAGUGGAAUCCAGGACGCGCGUUUCGUCCUGUUUGGGACUCGUCAGCUGGAUGUACCUGCAUCUCAGAGUUGAUGUUCACUCUGGGACUCGAACUCAUUACCGUUCGCUUCAAACGCCAUCGCGUUAUCCACUUAGCUACUGAUUCCUGAUAGCCACUUACUUGUGCAAUGGGUUGAAGUUUAAUUCACUUGAUAUUGUUUUAUUUGAAUCUUCCCAUUGAUGUUUUGGGACUGAUAUUGUUGAUCUAUCCAAGAAUUAAUUUACCAAAUGAGAAUGAAUAAAGAAUAUUUUGUUUCUUUCCCCAUUUUCCUCAUUUCAUUAUAAAUUACAAAAAUAGACCUUAUAUCAGUUAGUGCUUUGUAUCAUCAGUCCUCGUUUUUUUUCUCUCUCAAAAUGAUUCAAUUCCAUUCAUUAAAAAAUAAUAGAACAUACUGUAAACUGUAAUAUGACAAUGAUAUUGUGUAUAACUGUAUUAUUGAUGACAUGAUAAUUAUUGUCUUUAUUAGUCAAUAUUUACUGUGUAUAGAAACAAGUGAAAAUAUGUUUCAAUCUUUGAAGGUCGAUUUACCAAAUUAUAAAACACAAAUCAAUUUUCACAACCAUAUGAAUCAGUCAAAUGAUUCACAACUGAACUCCAAGCGGAUACACAUAAUAUCUUCUAACACUACAAAUCAAUAUCAUCCUAGAGAAGAACACAAAUUACAUAAUAAUAAAUCGGUAGAAAGUCAUGGCGACUACUAUCAUUCAUCAUUAUCAUCAACAUCAAUAACAACGCCAGUGAACGAAGUGAAAACAACAAUCAAUUUCAUAACAUUUAAAAUAUCCGAUUGUUACCUACAUAAUCCAUCUAUGCAUUUGUACGAGAAAUUCCGUCUACAGUUUACAUUUCGUACAUCUCAGGAACACGGUUUAAUAUUAUUCAACUCAGAUAAAUAUGGUGUUGAUUUUUUAGCAUUUGAAUUAAUCAAAGGUUAUUUACAUUUCGUCUUCGACAUGGGAAGCGGAUCUCAACGUUUUGCAUUGACUGCACAUAGUGUUACUGAUUCUAAAUGGCAUAAUGUGGAAUUGUUUAGAAAAGAUCUUGAAAAUAAUAUACUCCAAUUAUAUAUUGAUCGGAAUCAAAGUAUUGAACAAUAUUUGAAGAUACCCGUUUUCAAUGGUGACAUUGCAAGAAAUUUCAAUUUAAAUGAUCCACUAUAUAUCGGUGGUAUAUCUCAACUUGUAUUCUUGAAAUGGAGAGAGAAACUUAGUUCAUACCAUGGAUUUCAGGGUUGUCUAGGCAAUUUCUCUAUAAAUGGACUACCUCCAUUUGAUUUAUUAAAUAUGGCUAAGUUGAAAUAUGCGAAAAAUUGGACAUUACCUGUCUGCCGAGAUCAAAUCGUGGACAAUUGUCAUUAUCGACCGAAAGGUGUAUUGAACUGUAAUCAAAUUCAACGUAUUCAAAAUCAUUCAACUAUGAAAAGAGCAAAUAAAAAUGGUGUUGGAGAUAAUGAUAAUAAUAAACUAUUUCAACCAUAUUGCUUAAAUGAUGGAAUUUGUUUACAUACAUGGUUAGGUGUUAAAUGUGCCUGUGAAUUGACUACAUUUGAUGGGCAUCGAUGUAUAAAAGCUGGAACAACAUUUGCCUAUGGUGUUCAUGAUGAUACAACUAUAAGUUAUAAUUUAUCAAAUAAUAUCAAUCAAACAAUUAAUGAUGAUGAUGAUAAUAAUGAUCAUAUUGGUUAUUUACGUUUAAUUUAUACAGAUCGUGUAAGAAAUACAAGACAAGAUGAAUUUGUACUUGGUAUUCAAACAAUUUUAACAAAUUUAACUUAUAAACAAAAACAAUACAAAAAUAAUGAACAAAUUUCUCAUAAUUAUAUAACCACUUUAUUAUUUGUUACUAGUUUAACACAAAUUGGUGAUUUUAUACAUUUAUUUUUAGAAUCAGGUGUAGUGCGGCUUAAUUAUAACAUGGGUGGAGGUGUGGUUCACAUCAGUGGACCUAAUUUCCCAAUCAAUGAUGGAUUUUAUCAUCGAAUACGAGGCUAUCGUGUCGAUCGUCAGAUAAUUCUUGAAGUAGAUGACUCAAGACAUACAUAUGAACUAAACAGUAUAUAUGGGAAACAGUUCAAUAAUCAAAAAGUUAUUUGGCUUGGACAUGCACCACAAUUAAAUAAGACAGACUUUUUUCAUGGUUACAUGACUGGUGUUUACUAUAAUGGAUUACUAUUGAAUGAUAUAGCUGCCGGUUUAUCCUACUUAAUGUAUAUACAUGUGACACGAUUUGGAAAUGUGAAGCAUACACCGAAAUUUCAACCGAAAUUACUCAAAUCUGACUACUAUAAAGAUUCAUUGUUAUUUCUUGAAGAUAACAACUAUACUUUAAGUUCAACAUAUUUUUUUAAUAGUGGAGUAAACUAUGUGAAUCGUGAUGAGCCAGUUAAUGAAGAGACAACAAAACAAAUCUUAACCGAUUCAUUACCAUUACUUUUUUAUUCCAAUUCUUCUUCCUCUUCUUCGUUAUUAUCAUCGAACUAUAAGUAUUUUAAUAACAAUAUUUCUAAUGAAUCUAUACAGUCAGAUAUAAUUCAUUCACAGACAAAUGAUUUACAAUAUAAUAAAUUGAAAGUAUUUAAAACAAUGAGUCGUUUACAUGAACAAGUUAAUAUUUGGCUGUUAAUUAGUUUAGCCGGUGCUGGCCUAAUAAUGAUAAUCUCACUUACAUUUCUAGCUUAUAGAUGUCAUCGCAAUAAACAUGUAAAUUCACAUUGUUCUAAAUUAACUGAAACAAAGCAAAUGAGUCAUUUACAUCAAUUCUCUCCGACAUCAGUUACUUAUAGAACUGCUUCAGUAGGUUCUUUAUUAAGUAUGGAUGAUAUAAGAUAUACUAUGAUAUCUAAACGAUUAAAACAAAAUCAAGAACAAUUAUCAUCUGUUUCAGAUGAUCAAUCACAUUCAUUAUGUGAUCGAACAUCAAUUAGUGGAUAUAAAAUCAAUUAUUCUAAUACUACAGUAACACCUUUUAUUUUAGUAACUGAUUCAAUAAAUCUACCGAGAAAAUCAUCAACAGGAAUAGAUCAAUACAAUUUAGUGAAAACAUCUUUACCUAAAAUAGGUUCAAUGCAUUUCAAUGUUAAUGAGCUUCCAAUGAAAACAUUUGAACAAUAUAUACCAGAUAAAUAUUUAAAAGAUAAUGAAUAUAAAGUUGUUUUAAAUGUUUCUGAUAAUGAUUAUUUAAAAACACAAUAUAUACAUGGAUUUAUUGAUACAUUAAAUAGUGGACAAUUCAAUACAGAUUCUUCAAUAGAAACAUCCCAAAUGAUGUAAUAUUCAAAUAUCAAGUUACUAUAUGUAAAUGAAAUUCUGAAUCAAGUUUAUUAUGUUAUGAAUAAAUGACAAAUACCUACUAAUAUAUGAUCAACAAUCUAAAUAAAGUGGGUAUUAUUUUUAUGUAGAAAGAAAGAUUUCCGAUAUGUUAGCUCAUUUUUAUAUGACAUAUAUAUAUAUCAAAAUGACUUUACAUCAUUUGCUCUGUAUGCAGCGAUAAACAUUGUAAAUAAAAUUAUACUUCAGGUAGGCUUGUCUUCUCAUUCUCUUUGAAUUAUGCGCAAGUCUUGAUUGAUUUUAAUGAGUUAUUAAUGGAAAAAAACAACGAUAAAUGUUAUUUGAAAAUGUCAAAUAUUAAACAGUAAAUAAAC